AUGCCGGAUAAUUAUGCAGCCGUUCUUUACGGGCCAAAUGAUGUUAGAAUUGAAAAAUGGCCAAUGCCAGAAAUCAACAAUGAUGAGUUGCUAAUAGAGAUAAGUUGUGUGGGUAUCUGUGGGUCGGAUGUGAAAUUAUACAUGACGGGCCGAUGUGGACUUGAGGAGCUGGUGGAGCCGAUGGUGAUAGGCCACGAGGGUGCUGGUAUCGUCGCCAAGGUGGGCAGUAAUGUGGUGGGGUUCUGUGUGGGCGACCGUGUGGCUAUAGAGCCGACGCAACCGUGCGGGGCGUGCGAGCACUGCAAGCGCGGCGAGUACAACCUGUGCGUGCGCCCCAGAUACUGUGCUACCACCACAGGAACGGGCAACUUAUGCACCUACUACAAACACCGCGCCGACUUUUGCCACAAGUUACCGGAUAAUUUAAGUAUGGAAGAAGGCGCGGCAGUUCAGCCACUUGCUAUAGCCGUGCACGCAUGCAGACGUGCACGUAUAACACUAGGUGCACGACUAGUGAUACUAGGCGCAGGACCAAUAGGUGUACUGUGUGCAAUCACUGCACGAGCUAUGGGCGCCACGCAGAUACUUAUUACUGUGGCUCAAAGACACUUAGGCGGGAAGCGCAUAACCACCAAACCAAAAGACCGAUUUUUGCAAAUUGCUGCGAGAAGGCAACUAAAUGUUACAGCCAUGCAGUUGAUUCAAAGGCUCCAGUCAGAGCACCAGUUGCUUGUUAGUGACCAAACUGUGAGAAGACUGCAUGAAGCUAAUCUACAUGCUCGCAGACCACUUCGAACUUCUGGACUACGCCGAGCAAAUCGGGGAAGAAGAUUACAGUGGGCUCGUGAACAUUUGCGCUGGGAAGAUGUAGUAGAGUCCCGUUUGGAAACAGCCAAAAAAAUGGGCGCAGACUACACUCUCCUCAUACGACCAGAGUUCUCAGAACAAGACGUGGCGGAUAAGAUCAUGGCUACACUGGGCAGCCCGCCUGAUGUCACUAUAGAAGCUUGUGGGUACUCAUCUACACAAGCCGUUGCGAUGAUGGUGACUCGUCCUGGUGGUACUGUGGUGGUGGUGGGCAUCGGGCCUGAGCGCGUGCAGGUGCCGCUGGCGGCCGCCUUGCUAAGGGAGGUCGACGUCAGGGGCUCUUACAGGAUAGCUAACACGUACCCAGCGGCCCUGGCGGCCGUAUCUAGGGGCACAGUAGACCUUUCUCCCUUCAUUACGCAUCACUUCCCACUAAACAAAAUAAAAGAAGCCAUAGAACUCGCCAAAACCGGGGCAGCCAUGAAGAUAAUCAUACAUGUCAAACCUUAA
Diatraea saccharalis (sugarcane borer) is the source of this 1317-nucleotide messenger RNA. NCBI's taxonomy places the organism in Eukaryota, Metazoa, Arthropoda, Insecta, Lepidoptera, Crambidae. The record is from the annotation of a GenBank genome assembly.